This is a messenger RNA of [Torrubiella] hemipterigena, 2148 nucleotides long. The record is from the annotation of a GenBank genome assembly. NCBI's taxonomy places the organism in Eukaryota, Fungi, Ascomycota, Sordariomycetes, Hypocreales, Clavicipitaceae.
AUGGAAGCUGCGGCGAAGACGGUUGAGCUCUUGACCCAGCGCCAUUUGCCAGAGAAACCACACCAGCUCUCAUACUCCCAAGAUUGGCGAUACCGCCCUCCUACCACCGAAGAACCACGCCGCAUCGAGGAAUGGUAUAGCUCUCGACUCCAGUACAUGACAUUUCUCUCCGACGCAGACCGCGGCGUCCUCCUAACCCGAUCCUACUACGAUAUGCGCGAAGAAUCACAAAAGGGCACGCCCCACGAGGCCACUGCCUCCAGCAAAUCUGCCGGCGAGAAAAAGAAGCUCUCGCUGAGCGACUACAAAAAUAAAAAGACGACAAAUGCCUCGGCAUCACCUCCAGAACCAGCCAUUGCCAAGAGCAAAGAAGCUGACAGACCAUCUGGCACCCGUCACGUGUCUGAGUCUAAAAACCUCAAUGAUGCGAGAGCAAAGUAUCGCGAAUCGGAGCCAGAAAACAGACGGCAUACAACACAUGUCGUAGAUAUGAGUCUCCCUCCCAAGCCACCGACAAAGCACGGAUUACCCCCGCGGCCGCCAUCGCCUAAUGGCAAACGACGAUAUAAUGAACAUGACGAUGAUAAUCGUCCUCAAAAGCGAAAUCGGCCUGAAGCAACGCGGCAUCCGGAUGAUCGCCGCCCCCAGGCUCACGAUGACAGGCGCCGCGAACAAGGGCGGCGAGAUACCAACUCGUAUGAUUCAACGUUGCCCAAUGGCAGAACAUCGAACAGAGGGCCGUCUGGGCUCUCACAGUCGCGAUCCCCAUCAUCCCAUUCUAGAGGCGAGCCUACAAACGGGACGCGGCAAGCCCAAUCCGGCAACAGUCGUGGUACACCCACCAAGAUAAACACUCAACCAAAGUCGUCUGUUCCUCCAUUGCUAUCGCCUCUGCGAUUAAGCUUUGAAGAGCAAUCGUCGACUAGAAAUGAAAAGAUACGGCCGGAACCGAGGAAGCCCAAAACUAAGCUUCCGCCACUGCUCUCUCCAACACUUCCGCCAAUAGUUGAAGCGGCGUUAGGAAGAAAGAAAUCAGACUCCUCAGAAUCAGAAGACCGAUACCGAGAUGAAAAGCGAUCGCCACCUCGAUACCAAAAGCCUAGCGGCGAUCAGAGCGACGACGACAUACCGCUCAAGAAGAGACGCCUCAUAGUCAAGCUUCGAAUCCCCAAGAGUUUGCGCCAAGCAGCCAAGCGCCUUCUUGCUCUGCCCCCAGGGCGCGAGCGCUCUGAUGAUGAGGAAAUGGUUGCACAUCCUCGAAAACGACCAACCGGCGACGACGGCCGAUCCGACUCUGUGGGCAUGAAGAAGACUGCGUCAUCGCGCUCUCUUGCACCGACCACGCCCCCACGCAAGGGAACGACAUCCAUGUCCCGCGUCAAUUCGAACGCCUCAAUUGCCCACACACCAGGUGACUCUUUCCAAGCGACGCCCACCAGCGGCAGUGUGUCAAUGGACCGUCGCGCCAACGGCAGCACCAGCCAAGACCCGUCCAAGGCUGCGAAAUCGAUGCUAGACAAGGAAGGCCGACUAGGCCAGCUCGGCAGGCGCCUGAAGCACGAAGCAGACGUUGCACUGGGCUCCAAAGCACGCAGCCCAAGCUCGGCUUCAUCCGCAGGCGGACCGUCAUCCAUCAAGCUUGGCUACGUCGUUGCUCUGGAGAGUCUACUCGCAUUUAUGCUAAGCUUCCAAGCCAAGAACUUGUAUCGCGGCAUGUGCAAUAAGAAACAUGACCCAGGAAGCUGGCUGAGUAUGCUACCCCUUCUGUCCUUCUUCCAGGACAACAUCAUGCGCCGCCCAGCAGCAGACUCGCUCUCUCGACAAGGUAUUGCGCCUCUCCAAGCCCUCAUCUUGCUGCUGCACGCUCUCUCUGUCGAAGAGAUUGUCAAAUGCUUUGCCAACGUCGGCCCAGACGCUGUCUCCUUGCAAGAGCUUCUCAAGCAUGAGCGGUCGCGGUCCCGUCUUUGGACACAGCUCCGCGAAGCCAAUGCCACCAUCGAGUCCGAUCGCCUGCGAGCUGACAUCCAUCCAUGGACGACACUUGACGAAGUCGCUGAUAAUGUUAUCAAGAUCCUUCGCCGAUGGUGCGCGGAUGAGGAAGUCAAUUGGGUUCCCGAGAUUGGACCUCGUGACUAUGGCCGCGGAUGA